Messenger RNA from Cannabis sativa, 2776 nucleotides. RefSeq names its product phosphoribosylaminoimidazole carboxylase, chloroplastic. Gene Ontology annotation, biological process: 'de novo' IMP biosynthetic process. NCBI's taxonomy places the organism in Eukaryota, Viridiplantae, Streptophyta, Magnoliopsida, Rosales, Cannabaceae. Gene Ontology annotation, cellular component: chloroplast. The transcript has 15 exons. The coding region runs from base 191 to 2110 and encodes 639 amino acids. Gene Ontology annotation, molecular function: phosphoribosylaminoimidazole carboxylase activity; metal ion binding; ATP binding. The record is from RefSeq and is a predicted model, not a curated record.
AUAAUGAAUAUCAAGUGGCGCAGGUAUAUAUAUUGGUUAAUUAAUUAAAAAGAAAAGAGGAAAAACCUAAUUUUCAUUGUUUAUCUUCUUCCAUUCCAUUAACAACUCACAACUCGCAGCCCAGCCACUCCGGUGUAGUAACACCCCAACGCAGAGCUCGCACUUUUGGUGGUUGAGUCUGAAGAAAGAGAUGCUUCGCUCAUCCCACACUGCUUUGGAUUUUCGAUGCUACAGGCCAUCAUUCCCUUCUACAAAACAUACAUCCUUUACUAUUUUCAUGGACCGCUCCUCUACCAACUCAUAUAAACAAACUCUCUCUACUACUUCUUCUUCUUCUUCCUUAUUAAAACAGCCUCCGCAGAAUCGUAAUCCCGUCUUGGCUUGCCGGGCCUUACCUGACACUUCACCCAGGGAAGAUGAUUCGGCUGUUCAUGGUUCGUCUGAGACCAUUGUUGGUGUUCUAGGUGGAGGCCAACUGGGUCGAAUGCUAUGCCAAGCAGCUUCUCAAAUGGCCAUUAAAGUUGUGGUUUUGGACCCUCAACAGAAUUGCCCUGCCAGUGCUCUCUCUUACCAACAUAUGGUUGGAAGUUUUGAUGAUAGUGCUGCAGUCGAAGAAUUUGCUAAGAGGUGUGGAGUAUUGACAUUUGAGAUUGAACAUGUCAAUGUUGCCACUUUGGAGAAACUUGAGCUACAGGGAGUUGAUUGCCAACCCAAAGCCUCUACCAUUCGCAUAAUCCAGGAUAAAUAUCUUCAGAAGGUUCAUUUUUCUCAGCAUGAUAUUCCGCUUCCAGAGUUUAUGCAGAUAGAUGAACUUGAAGGUGCCAAGAAAGCAGGGCAACUGUUUGGUUAUCCUCUUAUGAUUAAGAGUAAAAGGUUAGCCUAUGAUGGGCGUGGAAAUGCUGUUGCUAAAAGUGAGGAGGAGCUUUCUGCUGCUAUUGCUGCUCUUGGGGGCUUUGGCCAUGGUUUGUAUGUGGAGAAAUGGGCUCCUUUUGUGAAGGAGCUGGCUGUCAUUGUUGCAAGAGGGAGAGAUAACUCCAUCUUAUGUUAUCCUGUUGUUGAAACUAUUCACAAGGAAAAUAUUUGUCAUAUUGUCAAGUCGCCGGCUAAUGUGUCAUGGAAGAUUCAAAAGCUGGCCACUGAAGUUGCCUAUAAAGCUGUUAGUUCAUUAGAAGGUGCUGGUGUGUUUGCUGUUGAGUUGUUCUUGACAGAGGAUGGUCAGAUCCUACUAAAUGAAGUGGCUCCUAGACCUCAUAAUAGUGGUCAUCACACAAUAGAGUCUUGCUACACCUCACAGUAUGAACAACACUUACGGGCUGUUGUUGGUCUUCCCCUUGGUAAUCCAUCGAUGAAAACGCCAGCUGCAAUUAUGUAUAAUAUACUUGGUGAAGAUGAGGGGGAUCGUGGUUUCUCUUUAGCACAUCAACUUAUUGGAAGGGCUUUGGGUAUAACGGGGGCUACUGUUCAUUGGUACGAUAAGCCAGAAAUGCGGAAGCAAAGGAAGAUGGGUCACAUCACCAUUGUUGGUCCAUCCAAGGCUGAUGUGGAGAAACGUUUAGACUCAUUACUGAAUAGAGAAAGUUUUGAUAGCCAGUCUGCAGUCACACCACAUGUUGGGAUCAUAAUGGGCUCUGAUUCAGAUCUUCCUGUUAUGAAGGAUGCUGCAAAGAUUUUAGCCAUGUUUGAUGUGCCUUACGAGGUGCGAAUAGUUUCAGCACACCGUACUCCUGAAAAUAUGUUUUCUUAUGCUUCUGCUGCUCGAGAUCGAGGCAUUCAGGUCAUCAUUGCUGGUGCUGGUGGUGCAGCUCAUUUACCAGGUAUGGUAGCUUCACUUACUCCCUUGCCAGUAAUUGGUGUCCCUGUGCGUGCUUCUACAUUAGAUGGAAUUGAUUCACUCUUAUCUAUUGUACAGAUGCCAAGAGGUGUCCCAGUUGCAACGGUUGCAAUAAAUAAUGCUACAAAUGCAGGUUUACUUGCAGUAAGAAUGUUGGGUGUUGGGGAUGCUGACCUAGUAUCAAGAAUGAGUCAGUACCAAGACGACAUGCGAAACGAAGUCUUGGUAAAAACAGAAAAGCUUGAAAAAGUUGGCUGGGAAUCUUAUUUGAAUCCUUGACAACAUAAUGAGGAUCAUUCUGAUGAUAUUUAGGGGUUUUCACAUUUUUUUCCAGAUUAUGCAGAAGACAACUUGAUAAACCUGUUAUAUUUAUUACAGAAAAAGACCCCAUUUCAUCAAAAGAAAUGCAUGCCGACAAGGAACAAGCAAAGCAUCAAGGAAAUGAAGAGGUCAAGUAAUUGAAAAGCUGUCUUCAUUUGUUAUAUUAAUUUAUUCAGUUUUGCAUAACAUGAUUCAAAAUAGGAGGCCCCUUUUUUAGGCCAUGCAUUGACCUUUUUGGUGAGCCAAGAAUUUUGUACAUUUUACCAUGCAGCUAACUAGACCUAGUAUGAAGGAGAGUGUAACUUGGUCUAGUGUUAACCAUUAUCAGAGCGAGAGAGAGAUGUUAAUUUUGUGGGAACUGUUAAGUGAAUUAGUAGAUUUUGGUUGCCCUCAUCUUCUUACAAUUGAGAAAGAUAAAAGUCUCGGUUACGUUUUCUGUUUUUCCAUACAAAUCUUAAGCAUUUGAGAAAAGAGUAAAGGGGGUGGGUGACCUAUUCAACCUAACUUCCAAGUCAAUUUUAUUCUUACCCAAAUCUGUUAUAUCUAAAUUGAGCCAAUUGAUAAUGGUUUUCUGCAUUUAUUUGACAAUUUUUAUUUUAAUUCAAUAUUACUUUUUCUUCAUUA